GUUAAGAAUGUCGAUAGCACUCCAGAAUUGUACUUGGCGAAUCCUGUAAGUUCCUUGAAGUUGAAACUCCACAUGAGUCAGGACUGGGCAGCUUGGCAGCGAGUGAUGGAGGCUCCUCUGGCUGCAGAUCAAGUCCAAAUGCAGAAGCGCCUCUUAGGGCUCACACCUCGACACUUGAGCUUACAGCGAGCAGCCCAACGAUUGCAAUCCGUUGUCAAGUUCUACGAUUUUCAGCCUGCUUCCUUUUUGAAAAACAAAAAGCACUUAAGGCUAAGUUCUUUAGACUGCUAUCACAUGGGCGUGGCUCUAUUUGAGCAGCAGAAUUACGAAGACGCAGCUAAAUGGUUGACAGUUGCUGCAGAGAAUUACACUUCUUCGCCUCUCAACGAUUUAAUUGGGAUUCCCCAUUGGCGUGUUUAUGAAAUGCAGUUCGAAGCGCUGCUCAAAAUAGAUAAGAAAUAUAGUGCACAUGUGGCAAUAACCAAUGCCUUAAAGUUAGCUCCAGCAAAUGAGCAACUUUUGGAAAAGAGACAACGUUUGAAAACUGAUGAUCGAUUAGAAGAUUCCAAUUCCAAUCCACCUGUUGUGCUCAGUGAACUGCAGCAACAAUGUAAAAGCAAGCCUAGGCCGAAUAAUACCUUAAGCUGCCAAUAUAAUAAAAGGAACACGGACUUUAUUCGAUUGGCGCCGCUGGCAGUCGAGGAUCUGUGGAUAAAUCCCGAUGUAAUGCUCUAUAAGCAAGGGAUUUACGAACGCGAAAUUCGCCACAUUAAGCAAGCUUUUAGAAGCUGCCCGGAGAGUCACAAGUUUGCAGAGGAGCCUGGAUUAAAUGGAUGCCUGAUUCCAAUUAGCUAUAGUCCAAGAAUCCGGCGUAUAUCGCAACGUUUGCAGGACAUGACAGGACUCGAUGGAGCCAUGGAUGGUUUUUUUGUGUUGAAGUUUAGCAACUCAGAUACUUUUCGACUCUUUCAACUGAAAAUUUUAAAAGAAAUAAUUCAGGAGGAUGUGAAAGCUACAGCGAUUGUAUUUUUAAACAAUGUUGCUUUUGGAGGCGUUCUUACUAUACCAAAUAUUGAUGUCGUCGUCAAACCAAGUCGCGGAGAUGCUUUGAUCACCUUUAACGAUGGCAACUUUAAGCACACAAUGUGUCCCAAUGUUGUGGGAACUUCAAUGGUAAUUAUUAAGCUUUUCUUUGAAGCGGGAGUGGAUGAAAUGGAGCUUGUGAACGAUGACGAAUGAUAAUUAGUAUAUAAAAGACGUGUUGGAUAAGGUGAAUU
Messenger RNA from Drosophila sulfurigaster albostrigata, 1277 nucleotides. RefSeq lists its product as uncharacterized. Lineage: Eukaryota; Metazoa; Arthropoda; Insecta; Diptera; Drosophilidae. The transcript is spliced from 6 exons. The coding region runs from base 73 to 1239 and encodes 388 amino acids. The record is from RefSeq and is a predicted model, not a curated record. Gene Ontology annotation, molecular function: protein binding.